CCGUUGGCACCUCUGGCAGAAGCAAAAAGAGAAAAGGAAAGCAGAUUGAGAGUCCAGAAAGAAAGGCGAAGAGAGGGAAAACUGGGGAAUAAAACGAAAAAGGGAGAAAUUGGAAGGCAGAAACAGAGUUUGAUUCGGAUAGGUCGAGAAGAGAGAAAUGUUGGUGUUAUAGAGAGUAAGGGGAAACUCGGAGAAGAAGUUUGGGUCCACAGAAACAGAGAGAAGAGAAUCAGAGGGAUUUUUUUUUUUUUUUUUUUUUUUGUGUUUUAGGUUUCGUAUCUGGUCGUCUGUGAGGUGAAACAAAGGGAAAAUUAAGGCUUCUCUAGGAAGGAGAAAAGGGAAUCAGAGGACAAUUCCGAGCUGGUCUUGAAACCUUCAGCUUGGUGCUUCCUUUUUGAGCUAAAAGGUUGAUUGAGAAAUUGGAGAAGAUUUGGAAAACAGAAAGAAGAGAACCUUCAGAUAGGCUGCUCUUUUUGGUUUUAAUAUCACUUCCGAAAAUCUGGUAACACUUGUUAUGUUUCUGAAACUUCCAUGUCUCUUCGAAAGCCCCCACUUCCUCGGAUCCUCCUCAACAAUGUCUCAUGCAUGAGAAAUGCCCAACAAAUUUUGCGACAUGUAAAUAUCUCUGUUCAUGAUGGUGGGGCACUCGUGUUAACUGGCAGUAAUGGUUCAGGCAAGACCACUUUUUUGCGAAUGUUAGCUGGAUUCUCAAAACCUUCUGCUGGUGAGAUCCUUUGGAAUGGUCAUGACAUCACAAAAUCUGGAAUCUUUCACCAAUAUAAGCUUCAGCUAAAUUGGCUUUCCCUCAAAGAUGCCGUUAAAGAGAAGUUUACAGUUCUUGACAACGUUCAGUGGUUUGAAGUUCUUGAGGGUAAGCAAGGGAAGUCGUUACCUGCUUUGGAAUUGAUGGGACUUGGAAGACUGGCAAAAGAGAAGGCAAGAAUGCUGUCAAUGGGCCAGCGUAAGAGGCUGCAGCUCGCAAGGGUGCUUGCAAUAGAUCGGCCAAUUUGGUUGCUUGAUGAACCUUCAGUUGCCUUAGAUGACGAAGGAGUGAAGUUGCUAGAGUUUAUAAUUGCAGAGCACAGAAAGAAAGGCGGGAUUGUGAUCAUAGCAACCCAUCUACCUAUCGAGAUUGAGGAUGCUAUGUAUUUAAGGUUACCGCCAAGAUUUCCUCGCAGGAUGACCUUGGUAGACAUGCUUGAUCGCCCAGAUAUAAUGUAACCUAUGAAAAAGCAAGACUCUUCUGGAGUUUAGUUGGCUAUAUCCAGCAUCAAUCCAUGAGUUCUGGCCAAUUUCGGUCUGUCAUUUCCUGCCAAUAGAACUAGAAAUGAGGGAGUUGAUCCUGAAUAGAAGUAGAGUAUGUUGUGGUCUAUUCUUUUACAAAUUCUUAUUCUGGUCUCUGUCUUUUUGAAUCAUUCCAAGCACAUUUUUGUUUUUGCUAAAUGCUGACUGUGAGGAGACUCCUUGCCAUCAGAAACAAGAUUUUUUAUAGUGAAAAAUCUAUGGCCAGUCAUAUUUAUACAAUCAAUGUGGUGAAACAA
Messenger RNA from Carica papaya (papaya), 1541 nucleotides. It is a transcript of the gene ABCI1, whose product is annotated as non-intrinsic ABC protein 10. Lineage: Eukaryota; Viridiplantae; Streptophyta; Magnoliopsida; Brassicales; Caricaceae. Gene Ontology annotation, biological process: cytochrome complex assembly. The record is from RefSeq and is a predicted model, not a curated record. Gene Ontology annotation, molecular function: ATP binding; ATP hydrolysis activity; transmembrane transporter activity.